GUCAAUUAUUUUGUUUAAUUCUUGUGAUUAUUGUAUUAUUAAUUUUUAGUUAACAAUUAUGGAUUUAGGAGAUACUCAACCUGGUCAAAUACAUGUACGUGAUGAAAUUGGCGUUCAGUGUCAAAAAUUAUUUCAAGAUUUCUUACAAGAAUUCAAGGAAGAAGGUGAAAUAAAAUAUAGAAAAUUAACGGAGGAAUUAGUGAGUCCAGAAAGAAGUACUUUGGAAGUUUCCUUUGAAGAUGUAGAAAGUUACAAUCAAACUCUUUCUACGACUAUUAUCGAAGAAUAUUACAGAGUGUAUCCCUUUUUGUGUAAAGCAAUUGAAAAUUAUCUCAAAGAUUUGGUGAAAUUAAAAAAAGAAAAAGAAUGUUACGUGAGUCUUGUUGAUGUACCAACCAGACACAAAUUAAGAGAAUUAACAACAACGAAAAUUGGAACUUUAAUUCGUAUAUCAGGCCAGGUUGUACGAACUCAUCCAGUUCAUCCUGAAUUAAUUAGUGGCACUUUUGUUUGUGUCGAUUGUAAUGCAAUUAUUAAAAAUGUCGAACAGCAAUUUAAGUUUACGAAUCCGACGAUCUGUCAAAAUCCAGUUUGCAAUAAUCGUCGUCGUUUUAUGCUUGAUACGGACGCUUCACUUUUUGUUGAUUUUCAAAAAGUUCGUAUUCAAGAAACACAAGCUGAACUACCUAGAGGAUGUAUACCACGUUCAAUGGAAAUUAUUCUUCGAGGAGAAACUGUUGAAACAAUUCAAGCUGGCGACAGAUACGAUUUCACAGGAACGUUGAUUGUUGUACCUGAUGUUGGUGCACUUUCAUUUCCAGGAGCAAAAGCUGAAAUCACUGGUAACAACAAAAACUUUGACGAAGGCGAUGGUGUCAGGGGACUUAAAGCUCUUGGUGUUAGAGAUUUAAAUUAUAGAAUGGCUUUUCUUGCUUGCAGUAUCGCUGCAACUAGUCUUAGGUUUGGUGGCACAGAAAUGGCAAUGGAAGACAUUACUCAGGAGACUAUAAAAAAACAAAUGACAGAAUCUGAAUGGAAUAAAGUUUAUGAAAUGAGUCAUGACAGAAAUCUCUAUCAGAAUUUAGUUACAAGUUUAUUUCCCUCAAUUCAUGGCAAUGAGGAAGUUAAGAAAGGUAUUACUCUAAUGUUAUUUGGUGGUGUUCCAAAAACAACAGUGGAAAAAACAACACUGAGAGGCGAUAUCAAUUGUUGUAUUGUUGGCGAUCCCAGUACAGCGAAAUCACAACUUUUAAAACAAGUCGCUGAUAUAUCACCAAGAGCAAUUUAUACUUCCGGUAAAGCAUCAACAGCGGCGGGUUUAACUGCAGCUGUGGUAAGGGAUGAGGAAUCUUCUGAUUUUGUCAUUGAAGCCGGUGCAUUGAUGUUGGCUGACAAUGGAAUUUGUUGUAUUGACGAGUUCGAUAAAAUGGAUCCAAAAGAUCAAGUCGCCAUUCACGAGGCUAUGGAACAGCAAACUAUUUCUCUCGCCAAGGCCGGAGUCAGAGCGACUUUAAACGCUCGAACAUCGAUUCUCGCUGCUGCCAAUCCGAUUGGCGGUCGUUAUGAUAGACAAAAAUCUCUACAACAAAAUGUUCAAUUAACUGCGCCUAUUAUGUCUCGAUUUGAUCUCUUCUUCAUUUUGGUUGACGAAUGUAAUGAAUUGGUUGACAAUGCAAUUGCCAAAAAAAUUGUCGAUUUACACAGUAAUAUUACUGCCACCAUUGAUACGCCUUAUACACAGGAAGAAAUUCUUCGUUAUAUUAAUUUUGCAAAGCACUUUAAACCAAUCAUCAGCAAGGAAGCGGGUGAACUCUUGGUUAAGACUUAUACAGUACUCAGACAACGAGAAGGACUUAGUUCAGGAAAAUCUACCUGGAGAGUUACUGUACGUCAAUUAGAGAGCUUGAUUCGAUUGUCCGAGGCUUUUGCUAAAUUGGAAUGUAUGGAUGACGUCACUGUGAAACACGUAGAGGAAGCUCGUCGACUUUUGAGCAAAAGUAUUGUCCGUGUAGAACAACCAGACAUUGAUCUUGAAAAUGAAAGAGAAGAAGAGCCAAUGAAUGUUGAUCCAUCAACAGAACAAGAAAAUGGUGUUCAUGACGAUCAAGAGAAUGAUAAUCAACCAGAACCGCCAAAGAAGAAAAUAACACUGUCGUACGAGGAUUAUAAGAGAAUUUCAAAUAUAUUGAUUCUUCAUAUGAAACGAAUUGAAGAAGAAGGUCACGGUAUCAAGAGAUCGGAAUUGGUUCUUUGGUAUAUUGAUCAGGUACAGGAAGAACUUGAAACUGAAGAAGAUAUAUUGAGCCGAAAGGCGUUAAUUGAAAAAAUCAUUGAUAGAUUGACCUACACUGAUCAAAUUAUCAUUCCGUUGCGAGAAGGUGAAUUAAAAGGCAAAGGAAAAGAAAAAGAAAGCGACGAUGCUGAUGAUGAAAACGAUAAAGAGCUUGUUGUACAUCCUAAUUAUUGUGUAGAUAUGUAAAAUUUCUUAAAUAAUAUUUGAACUAGAUCUGAAGCGUAAAAGACAAUGAAAUUCUCAAUCAUCAGUUCAUUUAUUAUUCAAAAUUUCGAAAAGUAAUCAGAAAUGCGUCGAUGUUUUUUGUGAACAUAUUUUAUACUAUUUUUAUAUACAAGACGACAAAAAAAAAUCGUUCGACAAAUAUUUCAAGAAAAACUGAUUCUUGAAUAUUUAUUAUAACAAUUUGUUAAACGGUAUUUUUUUCAGUAAAUUAAAGACUCACAUUUUU
Leptopilina boulardi is the source of this 2744-nucleotide messenger RNA. It is a transcript of the gene Mcm6, whose product is annotated as DNA replication licensing factor Mcm6. The coding region runs from base 59 to 2479 and encodes 806 amino acids. Lineage: Eukaryota; Metazoa; Arthropoda; Insecta; Hymenoptera; Figitidae. Gene Ontology annotation, molecular function: single-stranded 3'-5' DNA helicase activity; single-stranded DNA binding; ATP binding. The record is from RefSeq and is a predicted model, not a curated record. Gene Ontology annotation, biological process: DNA replication initiation; mitotic DNA replication; double-strand break repair via break-induced replication. Gene Ontology annotation, cellular component: nucleus; MCM complex. The transcript is spliced from 11 exons.